This is a messenger RNA of Tetrahymena thermophila SB210, 3498 nucleotides long. Its product is annotated as kinesin motor catalytic domain protein. The record is from RefSeq and is a predicted model, not a curated record. Gene Ontology annotation, biological process: mitotic spindle organization; microtubule-based movement. The transcript is spliced from 11 exons. Lineage: Eukaryota; Ciliophora; Oligohymenophorea; Hymenostomatida; Tetrahymenidae. Gene Ontology annotation, molecular function: microtubule binding; ATP binding; microtubule motor activity.
AUGACUACAAGAAUAGGAGUUAUGGUCAGAAUUAGACCAUAAUUAGAGUUUGAAAAAAAGAAAGGAUUCUCUACAGAAAAGCUAUCUAUCUCAGAAGAAACAUAGGAGAUAAUUAUUAAUGGAGAGGAAAAUUAAAUAGAGCGAUGUUACUAAUUUACCAAAAUCAUUACAUAGAAUUAAAAUUAAAAACAAUGUUUUGAUGACACCAAAUUAUCUGAUAUGGUGAAUAGAGUAAUUGAAGGAUUUCACUCUACUGUAUUUGCAUAUGGCUAAACUGGUAGUGGGAAAACAUUUACAAUGGAAGGAAUUACUUAUGAAAACAACGGAAAAGGAUUGAAGCCUUAAAUAGAACCUGAGGCUAUUCGUAACGAAAAUAUGGGAAUUAUUCCAAGAACAAUUAUUUCAACUUUUGAAACUAUUAAAAAAUACUCAAGAGUAAAAAAUAGGAUUUAUAAAGUUUAUUUGUCGUACUUAUAGAUAUACAAUGAAAAAAUAUACGAUCUACUUAACCCAGAGAGUUCUAAAGGUCUUCGUAUUAGAUGGAGCAAGAAAGAUCAAUUUUCUGUUGAAAAUUUAUUUGUUUUUGAAUGCUAAAAUGCAAACGAAGCUCUCGAAUUGUUUUAUAAAGGAAUUAAAAAUAAAUUUAUGGCAACACAUAGACUUAAUACACAGUCUUCUCGUUCUCACUGUAUUUUAACUUUAAGAGUAGACUCAAUGACUGCAGAAGAUCCAGAUAAUAUCAUAUCUAGUAAAAUGUAAUUAGUUGAUUUAGCAGGAAGUGAGAGAGCUUCCCAGUCUGGAGUGGAAGGUUAAAAUUUGAAAGAAGCUAUAGAAAUUAAUAAGAGUUUAUUUACCCUUAGAUAAGUAAUUAGCGCUUUGGCUGAGUAUUUUCAAGAUCAAAGUUAGAAAAAGGAAAUGCCGUUUGUACCAUAUCGAGACAGUAAACUUACUUGUUUACUUAAACAAAGUAUUGGUGGCAACAGUUACUGUUUAAUGAUUGCAUGCCUAUCACCUUGUGAUGAAUACUUUGAUGAGAAUAUUUCUACUUUAAAUUAUGCAACUUAGGCAGGUUUUAUUACAAAUCAACCAGUUAGAAACGAAGAUCCAAGGAUAAAGCAGAUUAAUAUCUUAAAGAGCAAAAAUAGUGAGCUUAUUAAGGAAUUGCAUAAAGCUAAUGAGCACAUUGCAUUUUUAAGCUCUUUAACUAACUAAACUAUGAAGGUUUUUGGAUAAGACUAUAUGAAUGGUAAAACAUUUUCUCCUUAAGGAAAUAAAUAAAACAAGAUUCCAUCUCCUACAAAAACGCUUGAUUUUAAUUAUGUAAAUCAAAACGAGAACAUAAAUCCAGGAUUUUAAACUCCAUCCGAGUUAAGACGCUCUCACAACAUUCAGAAUACUCAGUAUGGAGAAAAGAUAAAUGAAAGAGAAAUACUCAUAAAAUCUCAAUAAAUAAGUUUUGGUAAUGCAGGUGGUUAAAAUAGAGAAAAUAUCUUGUAACCUCUUAACACUAAUAGUCCUACUAGAUUCUAGCCAGUAUUAAAUAAAUCUUUUAUGGGGUAGGUAUCACCAGGAUCUAAUCUACAAACAAUUAAAGGUUUUGCAGAAAGUGAUAAAAAAUCAAGUGAUUCCUACUAAUAAGCGAAACUAGACUCGGAAAACAAUUCACAAUAAUCAAAGCAAACCAAUUAUUAGAUCUAAUAGCAAUAGUAAUUCGGAGAGAAUUUAAACAAUUAAUAGUUAUAAAUUCAUUAAGCAAAUAUUUCAUAACUAUCUGGAGUUGCCAAUGGUUUUGGAUUCACUACUUUGGGGCAGGAUUUUGCUAUAAAGAGACUAAUAGAUUCUGUCAAUAUGAUAAGAGAGUUACUUUAAUCAAAUACUGAGAUGAGAGAGAUUAUAGACAGCAUGAACUAAGAGAAGGAAAACUUUAAUGCAGAGCUAAAUAUACUCCAAAUGGAAAACUAAGAUUUGAGGGAAAAGUUAGAAAUUAUGGAGACAUUCCAUGCUACAAGCAGUGAAGUCUCAAGUGAGUCAACUAAUGAAUGUAGAAAAAACAAUAAUUAAGAUGACAUCCUUUCUCUCAACAAAAGAGAAAUAGCCUCAGAAAUACUUUAGUUAAGGAAAGAUAAAAGGAAGCUUAAUCAACGAAUUAAGUAGCUGGAAAUAGAAAAUUUAAAUUUGUAAAAUAUAAUUAAUCCUAAUUUUACCCAUGCUGAACCUACCCGAACCCAUCUCUAGGCAACACCUUCCUCUUAAAUAAAUAAAAGUCGAUCAAUAAUCACACCUCACUCUAGAAACGAAAGCAGAUAAAACCAACUGUAAAACUCAAAUUUGAUGUAAAUACAAGAUAAUUGCAUUACUAAUGGAAUAGUCAAUGUUUCUCCUUUUCCUUUGACAAACAAUAAUAACAACCAAAAUGGAAAUAAUAAUCCUUUGGAUGAUAUUACAAAUUAAUAAGAAGGUAGCUAGAAUAUGAUGAGCACUAAUUAUUGUUAGGCCAGAAAUAAAAAUCAAAUUAACUGUAACUCUGAUUGUAAUAAAGAAUAAAAAACAAGAUUUGUCAGGAGGGAAUAGUCAAAUUAAUCAUCAAAAUAAUAUUUAAGGGAAAAUAGUACAAAAGUCUCUAUUGGCUUAAGUAAUAGCUAUAUCGGUUAACAACAAUAGCAAUCACAUAAUUAAUUAUCUCAAUAGUAUCACCAAUAGUUGCAAUAAUAAUCUAUAUCAACUGUCUCUUAGCAUAAUUAUAAAUAAUGCCACUCAAAUGUUGAGUACAAUCUGUAAUAGUAAGCAAAUAUCCAAAGUAAUUAAAGCAUAUAUUUAUAAACAUAAAAUCCAUAAUCUUCUAACUAAAUCACAAGCUUAACAGAAAAUGAUUGCCCUCAAAAAUCACCUAACUUAUAUUAAUAUAAAAAAAAAUAUCCUAAGUAGUCAUAAACUAUCCAUCUUUCAAAUAAUUUUGCUUAUUCUUUGACUAAUGCUCAAACAACUACAUCAAUCGUUUCAUCAUCUAAUGUGCCUAAAACUGCUUUUGUCUUAAAGGAAGCUAAGUAAGAAGAAAUAUAAAACCAGUAACUCAUCUAAAAUCAUUAUUAAUAUAUGUAAUAAUAACAAUAAAUUCCACUAAAUAAAUCAAUUAAUAGUUCUCACAUUAAUAGUGGUGUUUGCAGUAGUAGUUCCUCCAGCAGUGGUUACUAUGCAAAUGUGAACAAUUAAAACACUUCCAGUAUUAAUAAUAGAACAGCAACAAAUCCUAACUGUGAAUCGAAGUCUCCCAAUAGUAUCAAUAGGAUGGCAUAAAUAGAAACAGCUUAUAAUUGGAAAAUAAAAAUUACUCCCAAAAAUAAUAAGUAAAGGUCAAUAACUGGAGGGAAAAAGCCUCCGAGAACUUAAGAAGAAGGUAACAGAUGGUGUAAAACACCUCUGCAAUAAAGACCAGAUAUGUCUGAAAUAUUACCAAUUCUAAAUAACCAUAGCAUUUCUCAUAAUAUUUAAAAUUUCUGA